Messenger RNA from Prorocentrum cordatum, 1002 nucleotides. NCBI's taxonomy places the organism in Eukaryota, Dinophyceae, Prorocentrales, Prorocentraceae. The record is from the annotation of a GenBank genome assembly.
AUGGCGCCUAAGAAGAGGAAGGGGGCGGCUCCCGUUAAGGCCCCCCUGCCUGCGUACAGCAUCGCAGCACAAGACCUCGAGAGGGCGAAGCAACUUCUCAGCAACGAGGAGGAGCUGAAGCGUCAGCGCUCCAAUCUCUCGUAUUGGUUGGACUCUGUUGGGGCCAAGGACGCCUACUCGGCCAAGGGGACCGAAGAAAAGAAGGCCUUCCUCACGCAGUGGUUCGCUGACAAACUGGUGAAGCUCGAGGGCCAGAACAAACUUUCUACGAUUCGCACAGCUGGCACCUUGAAAAAGAAGGAGGAGGACUUCGAGUGGAUGUCUAAGGAAACGAUGAUCGCUCGCCUUGGAGCGCGGAAAGCGCAGAGUAAGAUCGACUCAAAUACUCUCAACCACAGGCCUGAUCCAGACACAAAGUUAGAUGGUGAAUUCGACCGAGAAUAUAAAGUGUUCUUCUCGAAGGGCGGCGAGAGCGAGUACCACGACGACAAGAAGGACUUGAGCAACGAGCAGGCGCUCGAUACCGAGCAGGCGGCGAAGGAGGCGAAAGAUCACUUCGACUCGAUCGUUGCUAAUACAGCGGGGUCUUCAGCUUCAGGCGGAGCCGUCGCGCCAGGGCCUGAGGCAAGCGUGCCGCCCGUCACGAUCAAGUCUGAGUUUGGCGAGUUCCAACACACGGUGGACGCCUUCAAGAAGGACCCGCGGAAGGUCUGCUCGACCACAGCCAGCAUGCUGACCGACCUCAAGAAGAUCUGGACCGAGUGCAAAAACAACAAGUACGCCACGGCAGUGCACGAGGACGCGCAGAAGCUCAUCCCGAAGGUGAAACAGGUCCAUGGGAUCAUGGAGGGUAUGAUUGUGCAGAGCAACAUGCAGGACGACCACAUCUUGGCGAUGGCGCAGAAGCUGGACCCCCUGUUCACACAGUUCAACGACCUCAACGAGUGGUACACUAGGAUCUCGGGCGCCCCUCCCAAGGCGAAGAAGGUCAGGAAGUUGUAG